UCCGGGUCGCGGGUCUUUUAGCGACCCUCUAUGGUCGAGGCCGGAAGUGGCCCGGCGCAGAGCUUCCUGUCGUGGUGCAUUGUGGGAAGGGUGACACGAGUAGGAGAGGGGAAAGGAAAGGAGCGGCUAUGGCGGAUGGCGAGGAGCCGGAGAAGAAAAGAAGGAGGCUAGAGGAGCGGCGGCUAGCGGGAGAGAGGCAGAGAGAGAUGGGAAUGGCUGUUGAUGGUGGGUGUGGGGACAAUGGAGACUGGGAAGGUCGCUGGAACCAUGUAAAGAAGUUCCUCGAGCGAUCUGGACCAUUCACACACCCUGAUUUCGAGCCAGGCACUCAACCCCUUGACUUUCUCUUAAACACGUGUAAAGUACUAGUUAUUGGAGCAGGAGGAUUAGGAUGUGAACUCCUGAAAAAUCUGGCACUGUCUGGUUUUAGACAGAUCCAUGUCAUUGAUAUGGACACCAUUGAUGUGUCUAACCUGAAUAGGCAAUUUUUAUUUCGACCUAAAGAUGUUGGACGGCCUAAAGCAGAAGUUGCUGCUAAAUUUCUAAACAGUCGAAUUCCUAAUUGUGCUGUGGUACCACAUUACAAAAAGAUUCAGGAUCUAGAUGACACUUUCUAUAGACAAUUUCAUAUAAUUGUAUGUGGUUUGGACUCAAUAAUUGCAAGAAGAUGGAUAAAUGGCAUGCUGAUUUCUCUUUUAAACUAUGAAGAUGGGGUGUUGGAUCCAAGUUCAAUUAUACCUUUGAUUGAUGGAGGAACUGAAGGCUUUAAAGGAAAUGCUCGUGUGAUUAUUCCUGGCAUGACAGCUUGUAUUGAAUGUACACUUGAACUUUAUCCACCACAGGUAAAUUUUCCUAUGUGCACAAUUGCUUCAAUGCCUCGGUUACCAGAACAUUGCAUUGAAUAUGUCAGGAUACUGCAGUGGCCCAAGGAACAGCCUUUUGGAGAAGGUGUCCCUCUAGAUGGAGACGAUCCUGAGCACAUACAGUGGAUUUUUGAACAGUCUUUAGAAAGGGCAUCACAAUUUAAUAUUAAAGGUCUGACCUACAGACUCACACAAGGAGUUGUAAAGCGGAUCAUUCCAGCUGUAGCUUCUACAAAUGCUGUCAUUGCAGCUAUAUGUGCCACUGAAGUCUUUAAAAUAGCCACAAGUGCAUACAUGCCUCUGAACAACUAUUUGGUGUUCAAUGAUGUGGAUGGACUGUAUACAUAUACAUUUGAAGCUGAAAAGAAGGAGAAUUGUCUGGCUUGCAGCCAGCUCCCACAAAACAUAGAAUUUUCUCAGUCAGCUAAACUUCAGGAAGUCUUGGAUUAUUUGACAAACAGUGCUUCAUUACAAAUGAAAUCGCCCGCGAUAACAGCCACAGUUUAUGGAAGAAAUAAAACCCUUUAUUUACAGUCAGUAGCUUCAAUCGAAGAACGAACAAGACCAAAUCUUUCAAAGACGCUAAAAGAGCUGGGACUGGUUGAUGGUCAAGAACUUGCGGUUGCAGACAUCACUACGCCACAGACUGUACUCUUCAAACUUCAUUUUACUACUUGAUAUAAGUGCAAGUGUUGUAAACAUGCACUGAAAAAAGUUUGCACACCUUAUAAGACUACUGCUGUGCACUAGAGGAAAAGAAGAUGAAUUACCCAGAUCUGAAACCUGUUAAAACAAGCAUUGAUGGAAGUUAGUUUAUCCAAGAUAAAUUGCUCUUAUUUUAGAACUGUCUUUGCAAACCAAUAUUUGGUUGAUAUUAUCUGUAUUAAAAGUUCAUUAAUGUACAGGAAUCCGAUGUACAGCAAUAACUUUUUCAGUUUGUAAUCACACUAAAACAAAUACUCCUUCCUGCAUGUCAUGAUGGUCAGUGAAUUAGUUCUUGAAGCACCUAUGAACUCUGAAUGUACACAAUAAGAGAUUUUAAAUGACAUUUUAGCAUCUGUGUACAAUUCUUAGAUUCAGACAUUGGGCUUGCUAAACCAAAGUUUAGUGUUGUGAGAAUGAGCCUGGGUGAGCCUCUUUUCUCCAGUGCAGCCCCAAGGGAACAGUUCAGAAGCUUUUGCUUCUGUUUUAGAUUAAUCAUGGCUUACUGUAGUGUCUGGACCUGGACAAAUUGUGUUAAUCUUAAAUGUAGUUAGUGGAGAUAAACCAAAUUCAAACCAUAGCUUAUGCAGCAAGCUUGUUUUCACAAACCAUAAUUCAGAUUAAAUACUGUUUAGGGGUCAGACGUAAUGCAGAAGUGUAAUUAAUCUAAGAUGCAAGCUCAAGCCUCUGAUCUCUCAGCCAUCCCGGAGGAGGGAGAAGGCAUACAAGCCUGAUCCUUGCUGCAGUUUAUCUUCUCAUGCUAAGCCAUGGUUUCAUGUUACAUGUGAACUGGACAUACAAGAUAGAAGAAUAAAAUAUACAGCCCACUUCUUUAAUAUGUCUUUAACGAGCUGUUUGUUAGAUAUUAAGGAUUGCCAAAAGUUGCUACAUUUUUUCAAAUACGGAAACAUUGUACUUACACUGCAACCUGUUGAUGAAAAUUAAAUACUUCAUUUGUAUAUUUGCAAGUAUUAGCAGCUGCUAUACAUGGUGUUGCCUACUGAUAUUCAGGGUUGGUGUUUCACUGUUAGGAUAUUUAUUAAUAAAAAUUAUAAAAAUUA
Messenger RNA from Rhineura floridana, 2626 nucleotides. It is a transcript of the gene UBA3, whose product is annotated as ubiquitin like modifier activating enzyme 3. The record is from RefSeq and is a predicted model, not a curated record. NCBI's taxonomy places the organism in Eukaryota, Metazoa, Chordata, Lepidosauria, Squamata, Rhineuridae. Bases 129 to 1541 code for a protein of 470 amino acids. Gene Ontology annotation, cellular component: nucleus; cytoplasm. Gene Ontology annotation, biological process: protein neddylation. The transcript has 18 exons. Gene Ontology annotation, molecular function: NEDD8 activating enzyme activity.